CGCAUCUCUCACACUGUUGUUUUGCUGUUCUUUGUUGGUGUGUGUCUUAUAUCGCCGUUCCUAUUAUUGUUCUUAUAUCAAUCCCAAGCAUCAAAAGCUCGAGUAGGUAUACUCUCUCUGUUCAUACGAUCCUUAAAAGCUUCUGUAAUGGUGUGUUUGCACAAUAUUUGCCCUGACACGGGAAGCACAAGUGCAUCUUUCCAAAAGCCAAACUUAUACAAAUAUCUCCAUCGACAAUCAUGCGCGAUAAUAAAAGCUCGGAAAUAUCUAUUCAAUGCCUGCACCGAUCCGACUUAGUCAGCUCCCAGGUACUCGAAAAUCCCAAUGUCAAACGCUCAAAUCUCUCCUGUGAAAUCCAUCCGAUAUUCCAUCAUAAACAUUGGACGCAUACGACUCCAAAACUGUAUGAGAUCCUCCAGCCCGCUCUCCGUUUGGCGUCUUAUUUUCUCACUCAUCAAAGUUGUCUAGAAUACUGGUGCACCGUGUUGCUUGGGAAAGUGGAAUUUAGGGCCGAUGUCAACUGGAAUGUAAUAAUCCCGCCUCCCCUUGACAAAUCUGAUUUCGACACGACGAUUGAGCUGCUAACAGGCGCCGCAGGAAAAAUCAGGCUUGGUUGGUAUCGACAUGAUGAUAUAGAUGCCUUUGCCACCGCGGUCCCGGACACACAAUUGAGUCCUCCGGGCCAGGAAAUUCUUCUUGACAAGAAUUUCCAGAAGUUCGCAGAAAAAGAGUACAAGACGUGCAGCCUGUGCCAUCAGUUACGAUUUCAGUUUUUUAUAGCGCUCAACCUGGCGCAUGAAACGGUACACGCCGUGCGUCAAUUGAUCUAUCCCGGUAUUGAGCCCUACUUUCGAGUCUACGAGCCAGAACCAGAGCUCGGAAGCUCCUGGGAACGGUUUACUUUUGGCAAUAAAAUCCAGCCAAUCAAUCUUAGCUUCGAUUGCGCCGAUGGACUCAUGACUGGCCGAAUUGAGUAUCUUCAAGAGUUGAAGCAGACUUUUGUCGUCUACUCACCGAUUCCAAUGGACUUUAUCGCGAGCUUCUUCCAAGAAGAGACGUGGAGUGCUGCCAAUGCAUACGGUAGGUCUCUAUUCCAGGCUCCGCUGACGCCUCAUUGUUCAGUUACACCUCAUACUUUUGACUGGAAAGGUCGGAGAUUGUGAUCGCCACGGAGAAAGCAACC
Xylona heveae TC161 is the source of this 1183-nucleotide messenger RNA. RefSeq lists its product as hypothetical. The record is from RefSeq and is a predicted model, not a curated record. Bases 240 to 1163 code for a protein of 307 amino acids. NCBI's taxonomy places the organism in Eukaryota, Fungi, Ascomycota, Xylonomycetes, Xylonales, Xylonaceae. The transcript has a single exon.